This is a messenger RNA of Centropristis striata (black sea bass), 3516 nucleotides long. Its product is annotated as claudin-20. Gene Ontology annotation, biological process: bicellular tight junction assembly; cell adhesion. Gene Ontology annotation, cellular component: plasma membrane; bicellular tight junction. Gene Ontology annotation, molecular function: structural molecule activity. The coding region runs from base 20 to 751 and encodes 243 amino acids. The transcript has a single exon. The record is from RefSeq and is a predicted model, not a curated record. NCBI's taxonomy places the organism in Eukaryota, Metazoa, Chordata, Actinopteri, Perciformes, Serranidae.
CAUCAACUUGAAAAGGAGCAUGGCAUCCACGGGCAUGCAGAUAUUUGGAUUUGUCCUUGCGCUGUUGGGCAUCAUGGGUGCUAUGGUGGCCACUCUGCUGCCCAACUGGAAGGUCAGCGCAGAUGUGGGCUCCAACAUCAUCACAGCAAUUUCCCAGAUGCAGGGUCUGUGGAUGGACUGCACAUGGUACAGCACAGGCAUGUUCAGUUGCACACUUAAGUAUUCGGUGCUUUCACUACCUGCGUACUUGCAGACUGCCCGUACCACUAUGGUGCUCUGCUGUGUAAUGGCUGCCAUGGGUCUCUGCCUCGCAUCCCUGGGACUAAAAUGCACACGUUGGGGUGGUGGACGACGCUCCAAGCGGCACGCUGCGAUUGCCAGUGGCGGCUGCUUUGUCGCUGCAGGCUUUCUGUGUCUGGUGCCUGCUUCCUGGUUCACCAACGAGGUCAUCACCAACUUCCUGGACUCCAGUGUGCCUGAGAGCAAUAAGUUUGAGCCUGGGGGUGCUGUGUACGUGGCCUUUGUUUCAGCGGGAUUUCUCUUUGUGGGGGGGUCCAUCUUCUGUAUGUCCUGCUCGGGGAAGAGGCACGGCCCCCAGGACCUGGUCCUGCUCCCUCCCCCUGACAAACUGCUGCUCCAGCAGCAGCAGCAGCAACAGCUGCUUCAGCAGCAGCAGGAGCUCCAGCACCAGUACUGCUCUCUCUCCCCAUUAGACAAUAAGACUGGCUACAGCCUGCAGGACUAUGUGUAAUAAAGCAGCGCUGUGUACGCUACGGCUAAAGGGAGACGAGCCUGAGGGGAAUCCAUCGCGGCUUAUGCUACACACUAGGCUCCACUCCAGAUGGAGGUGGAGAAAAAUGAGAGAGGAGGGCAACAACUUUGAAUUCAUUUUCCCUUCUCCUCUAUCUUGCUCUUCUCCCUUUUUCUGUUUUGCAAGCACAAGCACUGGAGGUAUUCCCUAAGCAGCGCCUUGGAACAAACAGUGUGAAUGUGUAAGGAGCCAGGAUAAGGUGCUGCAGCAUCGAAGGAAGCCGCUAACCAAAUGCAGACAUCCUUCAUCAGUAAAUCACAGAAAGAGUUCCCCGGGGAAUGGAUUAAGCAAAUAAGGAAGCCUUCUGUGUAGAUCCCCCCCCCCCCCCCCUCGCCAAAGGUUUGAAUUGAAAGAAAAAAGCAAUCAUUUAGCUGCUAUUUACAAUCGUCUUGUACCCUCUCAAUUGACAAAAUAGGCAAUAAAAUGCCUGGGAGACCUUUUCAUAGCAAGCCAUUGUAGUUUUUCGUAUACUUAUCCACUAGAAUGCUACGAGGAAUUGAUUGAAAUAAAUAGUCAUAUUUUUGUUAGCUACUAGAAUGAUGUUGAUAUUUUGCCUCUAAAGCAUGCUGUGUGGAGCCUGUCUGUGUAUUAAUACAGCGGCAUGCCUGGUAGAAGACUGAGACAUAGCCACAAAAUGCCUGUGCCUGAAAAGCUGUAGAAACAUUACCCUGCUGUAACUGUUCAAAGAGGACUGUCAGGAGGAGUAGAUGUGGACUGCUGGGCUGGAUUUAAGACGGAAAAUGCAUACAAACAGCUGCCUGCUUCUCUCUCUGCAGGUGGAAAUAUGAGAGAGAUGGAGAAAAUAAGUUAAAAGGCGAUUCAACCCUUAAGCAGUGGACUAUCUGAUGAGCUGUUUAUAUAUUUACACCGAGACAAAAACAUACUGUCUGUGAGUAGCAGCUACCCAUCCUAAUCCAUCCACCCAUUGUUGCACGCCCUCAGACAUGCACACCCACACACUUACUCAUGCUCUUGUGUGUGUUUGUAUACACAGUAAACACUCAGACAUGCCGGCUUUUUGCAUGUGCUUUUCACUCCUGUCAUCCUCCUCCGCACUGCCAUGGAAACGGUAUUCAAAUAUCUGUAUUGUCUGGGGGUAUGUGCAUGUCAGUCAGUGAUUUGAAGUUGUUUAGGGGGGCAUCUUUUUUUUUUUCCUCCAGGCAAGGCUCCAGAAGCUUUAAUCAAAGCCUUUGCUCACACUCCUUUCACUAAUCCGCUUUAUUAGCCAGUGACAUGAGGCAGCAUCCCUGUUACAUGGUCAGAGGUUUUGGAGAAUGCUCUUCCUUGCUGCCCGCUGGUAUGGUGUCUAUACCAUGCAGGGAUGAACGGGUGUUUAAUGGUGCAGUGGAGGGGAGGCAAAGACGAGGCUGAAUAGGAGAAGCUCCUUGAGUCAUGGUCGACUGGGUAGCUGUGUGGCAGGCAGCUAAAAAAGGUUUGAGUCAUUCUCCAUAUGUGACUUGUUUUCCAAGUGCGUCAGCAGUGCGCAUAUGCUUCCAGUCUGCACCUGCAGAAGGUCUCAGUGUCUUAAAUUGCAGCCACUUGAGUAAGCCACCCAUCCUCCUUGUCAUUCUUUUUUUUCCUCACCCUUUCUGUCCUGUUUGUGUCACAUGUCACAAGGAUGUGAUUGCUGACAUGAGCAAGAGCUGAUGCAUGUUGAAAGCAUGGCCGCCCCAGCACACGCGCACAUUACCAAAACUCCCACCUACUCAUAUGUCAGCAGCUCUGCUACGCUUUCAGACAGUAAUGUUCUCCUCUUUACUGAGGGAGGGAUAUCUGAGGUUUUCAUGCUUGAGACAGGCCUUGGCAGUGAUGUAUAGAACUGCACAUUCUCUCCUUCUCUCUCAUAAACAUGCAGCUUCCUGGGGGAGAGCAGAUGGCUGAGCCCAGCUCGCCACCUGCAGGCUGCUGCCGGCACGCCACGGGCAUCUCUGUGGGCACCACUGCCGGCCCUGGCAGCCCUCUAGGGCCAGGUUUCCACCCCUCCCUGACUUAGCCAUCUUGCCCAGCAUAGACCAUAGCCGACAGAACUGGCCUCCUGACAAUAUCUCACUGCCCAGGCACCAUAACCAAUGCAAUAAACAAAGAAGAAUGUGCCAUGUCAUCAACUAAUACCGACACGUUAUGUGUUUUGAGAAUGUGCCAAAUCGUCUCAUGAUGACACGUUUUAAUACUUUCUGGAGUUCUUUCUGUUUAUUUUUUUAUUGCGUUGUUUGUACGUGAAUUAUACAUCAGCAAAUGUUUUAUGGAUUUGUGAUUUGUUCUGCCAGACUAAGUCUCAAGUCAACUAGAUGCUUGUGUGCAGUCCAGUGCAGCUUUCGAGGGUUAUUUUAAAUCCUCUUUAUUCCUCAUUUCCCAAAGCACAGCAAGACUUUAUCAGGAAGAGAGUUUCAUUGAAAAGACAUGAGUGUGGUAUUUUCUAAGUGAAAUUUUUUUUAUUCGUUUCAGGAAUUCUGGUUCACUGUAAGUCUGUGAUAACUGUACACAAGUAUCUAGGCUUUUCAAAGUGUUUGUUUUCACUGAGGGAUCAGGGUCCCUCAGAUUGUUUCAAUAUAAAAUACAAUACCAUGUCCAUACCAUAUCUUCUUUAUAAGAAGACUACUCAAUGCACCUUGGCUUGUGUUACUUUAUUUGACAGCAGUUUGUUUCAAACGGCUGAGCAUUCCAAGUUUCCUGGACCAGUACAAAUACUGUACAUAACACUACUG